Molecule: messenger RNA, 1511 nt
Organism: Spinacia oleracea (spinach)
Lineage: Eukaryota; Viridiplantae; Streptophyta; Magnoliopsida; Caryophyllales; Amaranthaceae
Product: stearoyl-[acyl-carrier-protein] 9-desaturase, chloroplastic-like
Exons: 4
Coding region: 228-1385 (385 amino acids)
Biological process (GO): fatty acid metabolic process
Cellular component (GO): chloroplast stroma
Molecular function (GO): stearoyl-[ACP] desaturase activity
Source: RefSeq, a predicted model, not a curated record
GCUAUAGUACUUCACUACUGUAGUAAAAAUAAACACUGCAAAUCUUGAUUUUAGUUUAAAGGCGCACUACUUUCUCUCCCCAUCACAAUUUCACAGUUAUAUAUCCAAUUAUUUUAAAUCUACAUACAAACUCUCAUCUACUGAGUACUGAGUAGAAGAAGAUGCAUCACUUCCUUUCGUAGUCCAAAUCCCGUCCACCAUUAUUAAGGAGGAGCAAUUAAACAACAAUGGCUCUAAGUUUUCUGUCUCUCCCACCAAUGAGCACUCUCAGUUUCAGAGCUCCAAAAUUCUGCAUGGCUUAUUCUCUCAACUUCUCCUCUCCUAAAGAAGCGAAAAACCUGAAAAAGGCUUUAAGUCCUCCACAUGAGAUGCAUGCGCAAGUAAAACAUUCAAUGGCACAAGAAAAGAUAGAGAUUUUCAAAUCCUUGGAAAAUUGGGCACAAGAAAAUCUCCUAAUCCAUUUGAAGCCUAUUGAAAAAAGUUGGCAACCUCAAGACUUUCUUCCUGAUCCAACUUCAGAAGGUUUCUAUGACCAAAUAAAAGAGAUUCAGGAAAGAUCCAAGGAGAUUCCAGAUGAACACUAUAUUGUUUUGGUAGGACAUAUGAUAACUGAAGAAGUUCUUCCAACUUACCAAACUAUGCUUAAUACUAUGGAUGGAGUGAGAGAUGAAACAGGCGCAAGUCUGACUCCAUGGGCAACUUGGACAAGAGCUUGGACUGCUGAAGAAAACAGACAUGGUGAUCUUCUUAACAAGUACUUGUAUCUUUCUGGUCGUGUUGAUAUGAGAGCCAUCGAGAAGACGAUCCAGUAUUUGAUUGGCUCAGGCAUGGAUCCAAAAGCUGAAAACAAUCCAUAUUUGGGAUUCAUAUACACAUCAUUUCGAGAAAGAGCAACCUUCAUUUCACACGGAAACUCAGCAAGACUUGCCAAAGAUCAUGGUGAUAUCAAUUUAGCUAAGAUAUGUGGCCUAAUUGCUGCAGAUGAGAAACGCCACGAAACCGCUUACUCAAAAAUAGUGGAGAAACUGUUUGAAAUCGACCCUGAUACAACCAUCCUUGCUUUUGCUGAUAUGAUGAGGAAGAAGGUCUCUAUGCCAGCUCAUUUCAUGUAUGAUGGCUGCGAUUACAAUCUGUUUGAUCAUUUUGCUGCUCGGCUUGGAGUUUACUCUGCUAGGGAUUAUGCUGAUGUUAUGCAGCAUUUGGUUGGCUAUUGGCAAGUUGAGAAGCUCACAGGCCUUUCAUCUGAGGGGCGAAAAGCUCAGGAGUAUGUAUGUGGUUUACCCCAAAGAAUCAGAAUUAUUGAAGAAAGGGCUCGUGGGAGAGCAAAACAAGCUGCACCAUCUAUUCCAUUUAGUUGGAUUUAUGAUAGACAAGUUAAGAUUUGAGUUUAACUAUUAAUCUAAAAGCUUAAUUAAUUAACGACGAAUUAAAGGAAGACCUAUGAUAUGUAUUUACUGUAGAACAUAUAGAUGCAUAAAGCGGAAUUUCAGGAAACAAUUUCCUAACAUCUA